Molecule: messenger RNA, 1173 nt
Organism: Durusdinium trenchii
Lineage: Eukaryota; Dinophyceae; Suessiales; Symbiodiniaceae
Source: the annotation of a GenBank genome assembly
GGCCCCUGGCCAUACUACUAGGAGCAGCAAGGACGCUACUAGGGGCUCCUGGCAUCGCUACUAGGAGCAAGGACGCCACGAACGGGGCUUCUCAGUUGAGGGCCCCGAGAGUGGCAGUCAACCACGAAACGGUGAAGACUCCGGUGGGCCGGUGGCAGACCGAGAAAGGAGCUGAAUGGCCGAGCAUGAAAACAUCUGAAAAUCAUACCCUUCGGUGCCGUGCCGUGCCCUCUGUGUCGCAGCGUGAAAGCAGAGGAACGGUAUUGAGUUCAUUGAGUUCGAGUCUGGCAGCGGUCACUGUUCUGUGUGUGUUUGGGGUCGUCACUAUGACAGGUUGCAUAUAACAGUAUAACUCCUUGAGCGUUCCGGGUGCAGUUUGCAGUUUUCCGUCAAGAACAUGCUGGCAUUAUGGAGUUCUUGCGACGCGCACAGGCCAGACAUAUCAAACAAAUACAGGAUCUCAUUUUGGAGGUGGUUUUGAUCAUGAUUUGGCUUGCCCUCAGUGAGGAUUUGAAGGCUUGGUUGGCAAAGUACUUGAGCAUUCCGCUUCGCGUUUGCGUGCCGUUGGAUUGGGACCACGUUUGGACUGAAGUCUUCAACGGAGAUCGUUGGGUUCCCUUGGACCAAAACUGUCUUCACUUUGCGCGACGCCUCCACGAAGGCAUCGGCGCUUGGACCCACGUGUUAGCGAUCGGCACCCCGGGCAGCGGUGAUGUGCUGGAGGCCACGGAAGAGGUGACUGAAGCUUACUUGCGUCAUGCAGAAGGCAGUGCAGAAGAGGCACGAUAGUUGGAACGGGGCAGAGAACCUUCAACGUUGGAAAGGACCGACAGAAACAAAGGUGCAUCAGGCUGGUCCUUGAUGUACGUCGGCGCCAACCCUGACAACUGUGAAGGGCUUGGAAUGGCAUUAUGUCAGAGAGCCCUGCGGCCAAGAUUUGGCUGGCAGUUGAUGCACCGCUGGCCGGGUGCGGGCGCUUGGCUGUAGCAUCCUUGGGGCCAACGCAUCGCCGGUCGCGAUGUAUGACAGCAAGGCAUAUGGGCUAACGCGCUUGCUGGGGAUGUGGUGGGCGCCCCUUGUGGGGGAGCAGCGGUUCACAAGUGAGUCGUUUCUCCGUGCGGUUGAAACCGCCCCGACCACCCUCGUUGUCCGUCCAGGACUUUCGUAGAACAG